CAGAAGCUCUCUCAACAGUAACAACUGUUAAAUCAACAAUCCAACAAUGCUUGCUAAGUUUGUUAUCCUUUUCGCCCUUGCGGCAUUUGUAGCUGCGGAUUACUCUCAGUUUUCGUACGGUGUAGCGGACCCUUACACCGGUGACUACAAGAGUCAGAUCGAGAGCCGCGCCGGAGACAGGGUACUGGGCCAGUACUCCCUGCUCGAUGCUGAUGGCACCCGCAGGACUGUCGACUAUGCCGCUGGCGCUGAGGGCUUCAACGCUAACGUCAGGAAGGACCCCGCCCUCAUCGCUGCUGCGCCCCUGGCGUACGGUGCACCCGCCUACCCAUACGGAUACGGAUACAAUAACCUUGGUUACGGAUACAACUUGGGUUAUGGAUAUGGUGCCCCAGGAUACGCUGGCCCAUACGCUUUCAGACGAUUCUACUGAAGAAACGGAUUGUAAUAAAUUACG
Papilio machaon (common yellow swallowtail) is the source of this 457-nucleotide messenger RNA. RefSeq names its product larval/pupal rigid cuticle protein 66. Gene Ontology annotation, cellular component: extracellular matrix. NCBI's taxonomy places the organism in Eukaryota, Metazoa, Arthropoda, Insecta, Lepidoptera, Papilionidae. The record is from RefSeq and is a predicted model, not a curated record. The transcript is spliced from 2 exons. Bases 47 to 433 code for a protein of 128 amino acids.